Messenger RNA from Chelmon rostratus (copperband butterflyfish), 6222 nucleotides. It is a transcript of the gene ap3d1, whose product is annotated as adaptor related protein complex 3 subunit delta 1. The transcript is spliced from 34 exons. NCBI's taxonomy places the organism in Eukaryota, Metazoa, Chordata, Actinopteri, Chaetodontiformes, Chaetodontidae. The coding region runs from base 203 to 3991 and encodes 1262 amino acids. Gene Ontology annotation, biological process: Golgi to vacuole transport; synaptic vesicle budding from endosome; neurotransmitter receptor transport, postsynaptic endosome to lysosome. The record is from RefSeq and is a predicted model, not a curated record. Gene Ontology annotation, cellular component: endosome membrane; presynaptic endosome; terminal bouton.
UCCAUUGCCAGCGUCUCUGCACAGCACAGGACGCCCCGUCUGGCCUCAGCUUCAUCUGCCCGGGCUUGGUAAACAGCAGCGGAUCCUGCACGCAACGGUCCCGGGUGGAUGAGAGACAGUCUAGAGGGUCGGUCGGCACCCACUAGACCUCUGGAAGGCGCUUGGACCCGCAGGACAGAAGCGGUACAAGUCACAGACAGUCAUGGCUUUGAAGAUUGUCAAAGGGAGCAUCGAUCGGAUGUUCGAUAAAAAUCUUCAGGAUUUAGUACGUGGCAUUAGGAAUCACAAGGAAGAUGAGGCCAAGUACAUCUCCACAUGCAUCGAUGAGAUCAAACAGGAGCUCAAGCAGGACAACAUCGCUGUCAAAGCCAAUGCCGUGUGCAAGCUCACCUACCUUCAGAUGCUGGGCUAUGACGUCAGCUGGGCCGCUUUCAACAUCGUUGAAGUCAUGAGCUCCUCCAAAUUCACAUACAAGCGAAUUGGCUACCUGGCAGCCUCGCAAUGCUUUCAUGAGAGCACUGAUGUCAUCAUGCUGACAACCAAUCAGAUCCGAAAGGAUCUCAGUAGUCCCAACCAGUAUGACACAGGUGUUGCCCUCACUGGCCUCUCUUGUUUUGUGACCCCUGACCUGGCUCGGGAUCUAGCCAAUGACAUCAUGACACUGAUGUCCCACACUAAACCCUACAUCAGAAAGAAAGCAGUGUUGAUCAUGUACAAGGUGUUUCUCAAGUACCCAGAGUCCCUGCGCCCUGCUUUCCCCAGGCUCAAGGAGAAACUGGAGGACCCAGACCCAGGUGUCCAGUCUGCCGCAGUAAACGUUAUCUGUGAGCUGGCUCGGAGAAAUCCCAAGAACUACCUGUCUCUGGCCCCACUCUUUUUCAAACUCAUGACCUCCUCGACUAAUAACUGGGUUCUCAUUAAGAUCAUCAAGCUGUUUGGUGCUCUCACACCAUUGGAGCCACGGCUGGGAAAGAAGCUGAUCGAACCGCUGACGAACCUAAUCCACAGUACCUCUGCCAUGUCUCUGCUGUAUGAAUGUGUCAACACUGUGAUUGCAGUGUUGAUUUCCUUGUCUUCUGGGAUGCCCAACCACAGUGCUAGUAUCCAGCUCUGUGUGCAGAAACUGCGAAUCCUGAUAGAAGACUCGGACCAGAACUUGAAGUACCUGGGUCUGCUGGCCAUGUCAAAGAUCCUGAAGACCCACCCCAAGUCAGUACAGUCUCAUAAGGACCUCAUCCUCCAGUGUCUGGAUGACAAGGAUGAGUCCAUCCGCCUGAGAGCUCUGGACCUACUCUAUGGCAUGGUAUCCAAAAAGAACUUAAUGGAGAUUGUAAAGAAGCUGAUGCUGCAUGUGGACAAAGCAGAAGGAACCACCUACAGAGAUGAACUGCUCACCAAGAUCAUCGACAUCUGCAGCCAGAGCAACUACCAGUACAUCACCAACUUUGAAUGGUACAUCAGUAUCCUGGUGGAGCUGACCCGAUUAGAGGGCACACGUCAUGGCCACCUCAUUGCCUCUCAGAUGCUGGAUGUGGCUAUUCGGGUCAAAGCCAUCCGGGUCUUUGCUGUUGCCCAGAUGGCCACUCUGCUGGACAACGCUCACCUAUUGACAGGCAACAUGCAGCGAAUGGGCAUCUGUGAAGUGUUGUACGCUGCUGCUUGGAUCUGCGGUGAAUUCUCAGAACACCUGGAGAACCCGAUGCAGACACUCGAGGCCAUGCUGCGACCAAAGGUUGCCACCCUACCAGGCCACAUCCAGGCAGUGUAUGUGCAGAAUGCAGCCAAGCUGUUUGCCACUGUUCUGAAGAGCCAAGAGGGGAACACAGACAGCACAGCAGCACAGGAAACCAGCCAGCUGAUGAUAGACAGGCUGCCACUGUUUGUCCAGAGCGCCAAUCUGGAGGUGCAGGAGAGGGCGUCUUGCAUCCUGCAGCUGGUCAAGUACAUCCAGAAACUGCAGCAGAAGGACGUAGAAGUAGCAGAGGAAGUCAUCGCUCUGUUUGCUGGAGAACUCAACCCUGUAGCCCCCAAGGCACAGAAGAAAGUGCCUGUUCCUGAAGGUCUGGAUUUGGAUGCCUGGAUCAACGAGCCUCCAUCUGAGAGCGAGUCUGAAGAUGAGCAGCCCAAGGCUAUUUUUGCCAAGGAGGAGCCGAAACACUCCCGCCCCCGUCACACAGAGGUGGACGAGAAGGAGCUGGCAAGGAGGAGAGAAGCUAGAAAGCAGGAGCAAGCCAACAACCCGUUCUACAUCAAGGCCUCCCCAUCCUCUCAGAAGGUUUACCAGGAAGCCCCUGGAGUGGAGCACAUCCCUGUCGUGCAGAUUGACCUCAGUGUGCCUCUCAAAGUCCCAGGUCUGCCAAUGUCUGACCAGUAUGUGAAACUGGAGGAGGAGCGUCGACAGAAAGAGAGAGCAGAGAAGAAGAAGAAGGAGAAGAAGAAGAGGAAAGAAAAGCGCAGUGGACGAGGGAAGAAACAUGAUUCAGGCCCAGAGAGUGAGGAGGACAUCACGCCUGCGCACAUGGUCGACAUUGUUACCGAGGAAAUGCCAGAGAAUGCCUUACCUAGUGAUGAUGAUGACAAAGACCCUAAUGACCCUCAUAAAGCCCUGGACAUCGACCUGGACAAACCACUUGCAGACAGUGAGAAGCUACCAGUAAGGUCACACCGUGCAGCAGAGGCUCCAAAAAGCCCAGUGGAAGACGGAGACGCAGAGAGUGCAGCCUCGCAUGAGCCCAAGAAGAAGAGCAGCAAAGAAAAGAGAGAGAAGAAGAAGGAUAAAGACAGGGAUAGGAAGAAGAGCAAAGAAGAGAAGAAGAAGAAGAAACACAAACGUGAAGAAAAGGGGGAGGAUCUUCUCGGGGGUCAGGCAGACGAGCCUGUGGUCCAAUCAGAAGAAACCAAUGAGGUGGCUGCACCACCCACUUCCACCAGUGCUGAGGUUUCGGAUCUGGAUUUCUGGCUCUCAAACGCUCCAGUGCCCUCUAACACCCAGGAAACAGCAACAGUAGCAGCAGCAGAAGCAGCCCCCGUGCCUGAGGCAGCCUCUGGCACGGCGCCAGACUCCGAGCCUGAUGAGCCCAAAGACACCGAGAUGGAGGAGACUAAGUCUUCCAAACACAAGAAGAAGAAGCAGAAAAAGGAGAAGGAGGAGAAGGAGAAGAAAAAGAAGAAGAAGCAUCAUCAUCAUCACCACCACAGUGAUGGAGGUGGAGAGGAGUCUGUGCAGAAUGGCACGCUGGAGGAGGAAGAGCCUCUGCCGCCCAUGUCCAAUUACUGCCUGUUGGCUGAGAACUCCUACAUCAAGAUGAUGAUGGAGGAUGCUGAUGAGGUAUACGACAUCCAGGGAAACCUGCAGGAUGGCAGUCAGGUUGUGGUGUCUGUUAUAUUUGAAAACAAGUGUGACAGCUUCCUCAAAUCCAUGGAGUUCAACGUCCUGGACUCUCUCAACUCCAAGCUGCAGAGGCCAGAGGGUUCGGGUCCACACGAUGGCCUCACCGUCCCCUUCCAACUUCCACCUGGGGUGUCCAAUGAGGCGCGAUUUGUCUUCACUGUGCAGAGCAUCGUAAUGCCACAGAAACUGAAGGGAACCCUCACCUUCAUAGUAAAGAACGAGGACUCCUCCACUCAUGAGAAACUGGACUUCAAACUGCACUUUACCUGCACCUCCUACCUAAUCACUACUCCUUGCUACAGCGAUGCGUUUGCAAAGCUGUUGGAGUCAGGCGACUUGAAGGGCAGCUCUGUCAGACUGGAGGGAGUCAACAUGCCCUUCCACCACCUACUGGCCAGGAUCUGCUUCCACCACCAUUUCUCUGUUGUGGAGAGGAUCGACUCCUGUGCCUCCAUGUACAGCAGGUCUAUCCAGGGUCACCAUGUUUGUCUGCUGGUCAAAACUUCUGGGCAGACAGUGUCCAUUGACGCUAAAUGUGACGAGCCGACGCUGCUUGGGAAUGUGCUGGAUGAGAUCAAGCAGACCUUCUGUCAGUGCUGAUUGUGUCCGACAGCCCCAGGGUGCCCCCCCUCCGACCUCUCCAUGCCACCCCCCUCCCUCGCUGAAACACAACAUAAUCAUGUUACGAAACACUGCGGCUGGCACUUCCAGUACCGCCCUAUUUAUUAGUCCUCAGAUUCGCACGAUUUCUUUCCCCUUACCUUCUUCUUCUUCUCCAGUGUCCCCACACUCUGUUGUUCCUGUGCUCUCUGAGCUCUGUGGUCACUCCCCGACACUUGAUGUUGUUUUACAGACUCACCGUGUACAUGCUCCGUCUUCUCUGCGAUGCAUUCUCAUUUUUACCUGCUGGUUUUUGAUCCCCAGCAGCUCACCCUGUUGCUCUCUGACUCUAUACUGAGCUCCUGUUUCUGGGUGCUCUGCGUUCUCUGCUCUUUCUCAUGCACCUCUCUGCCCUCCACUCUGUCGGCAAUUCAGUGUGUGACAGUCGUGUAAUUUAAUGUUGACAACUGGACUUUUGCUGUUGAUGGUUGAAAUGUGUUUUUACAGUGUUGAAGUUUUUGGGUUUGUUUUUUGUUUGUUGUUUUGUCUCUUUCUUUUUUUUUUUGUCUGAAGCCUGUCUGCGCCUUUGUCCGCUCCCUUUCUUUCUGCUCACUAAACAUCAGUGUGUGUGCUGCUCGUCUAUGUAGGCCCAGAAAGACCAUGUGAUUGACUCUUUCUGAGACUGGUCCUAGCUGGCAAAAUGGGGACCCUAACCUGCUCACCCACCACUGAACCUGGUGCCUGGAUAAGACCAGACACUGAGCAACUACAGUGAGAAUAGUGCAGAGAUGAAACCAAAGCUACGUGUAAGGCAUGGGUUUUAAACUUCUUUCAGAGCUGCUGCCCUACUUGCCUUUUGGCAAGGCUCAGAACUGAUCUGCUAGUGUUAGUUCAUCAGAAUCCUUGUGUGGCACUACGGGUGAUUUGUAGAUCAGUGGCUUUGCUCUGUGCCUUGGCCGUGCAAUCUGACCUACUCCUGCGCAUCAUGUGUUUCACAGCGCCCCCACCGCCCUCCCCAGUAUAUCCCUCCCUGAUCAACUGCGCUAAGCUGUAGUUUGAGCCCCAAGGAAUUUCCAACAUAUCAUUCCUUUCACGAAUCAAAGACGAAUUUAAACACAAGAGAGUGUGAAAACGAUUGGAUGAAACUCGUUUCAAACAAGUUUCCCACCAUUAUUAGCCUCCUCUUCAACUCACAGAUGUUUGGCUGGUUGUAUAGAAGAUGUUAUAUUAUUGUAAUACACUGAACAAUAAUGUUAUUUCCAUGAAACCACUAUGGUGCUGAGGGCCCUCAUUUGUGUCACCACAUGGUCAGGUCAGUGACACUAAUCUGGCAUAAAGAGAGCUGCCCACUUAACAUCACUGUCCUGCCUCCUUUCUCUGAAAAAGUCACAUUACGCCUGGCUAAAGAACAACAAAGUUACACUAUCAACCUGUCUUUAUUUUUAAAACUAGCUGCAUAUCAGGUUGCUGAAGUUGUUCUGUCUGCCAGCAGAGACUGUUGAGUGGUUUUAGAUUCCCUUUCAAUCAGUAUUAGGCAAUGUGGCUUCCACUGUAAGGAAGCAUCCACUCUGUUCAUAGCAGAAUGUGUUUUUUUCUGUCUUCAUGUGAAACCUUUACGCCUGUGCCACUUUGACGUUUGCAUCACAGUAGCUGCACCCGCUCCGGCUGACACUCAGCCGGAGCGUACCCGGACAAACCCUGAUGUUCCUUUUCUCUUCAGAAACUGCCUUGCCACUUUUGUGUUCAUUGACAUGUUAUGAUGAACAUGAAUGGCCAUUUUGUUCAAAAGAAAUGGCUUCCUCUUAGAACUCUCUCAGAGGUACUUGAUGUUUUAGUUUGUGUCAUUCAUGUCUGAGGUCACAACCGGUCCAGCACGACUUAACCUAGUAGUAGCAAGAAAAAAAACUGACUUGGUAGCGUCUCUGAUAAUAUUUACUGGUAAGGCCCUCUUCACAUCUGUCUGCUAUUGUAGAUAACAACUAUGAUAACGAUGUCUGUGACCUGAAGACCAGGUCAGCCAUUCCAUGAGAUCUUCUGUCCAGUAGUAGAGUCUAAAUACAGAGGUGAUCAGCUGUAUUUCAGGAAUGUCAAUAGAAAAUCUAAGUCUGUAUGUAUUCCCUGUUCCUGAAAAUGACUGAUAUAAGUGAACCUGAAAAAACAACCCCGCUGAAUUGUCCUAAUUCUGAUGAUUUUUCCUGUGCAUAAUAUUUGAUUAAAAUUUGUAUAUUGCA